AUGCUGUCUUUCGAUGUAUUCUCUUGUGUAGCACUUCCCUCUGUUGUACGCGCGCACCCGUGCACCACAGGCAAAACCAAGUUACACCAACUUCCAUCAAUAACUCAGUCAAAACCCAUGCUGUCGAUCAAUUUACAUGAACGUCAGCAGCUGGAGGGCCCCACUCCGAAAGCUUUUGGUGGAAUUAGCGGAACUCCAAAGGCCAAGUCCAACCGGGCUCGACAUAUCAAUCUUUCUACCCAAGCACUAAAAGUGGCCCAUCAACGAGUGAGUUUGAAUGUGGAUUUGGCCAGGCGAAAAGUCAUUGGGCUGACGGAAAUUACCAUUAUCCCCACGUCCAACUCUCUUCGUGUGGUACGCCUAGAUUGUCGUGAAAUGAAAAUCCGCCGUGUUUUCAUCAACGGUUCCGGACUGACCAACUACCUUCAUAAUGACUUACUCUACGUCAACGAUCCAGCCCGCUUUGAGCAUUCCGUGAAAGCAAAUACUGUGAAUGUUUCUGACAUAUUUAGCCCGACCUUCGGCAUUAACCAGCAUCAUUUGUUACGCCAGAAACUAAACUACAUCUUUGGUACUAUCUCUCCAGACCAAAUCUCGUCAGAUCAAGUCGACAACACGAACACUGAAGAGCUUGCAAUUAUUCUUCCCGAGAACUUAAAGCUUGAACUCACAGAUUUGAAUUCGUUGCAUACGCCCUCUGUUGACGUACCUGCAACUGGUCUAACUCCGUUCCACAUGCGCUCCAAAAGUACACAUAAUGAUAUCUAUACACCCAUCCAGAUUACAGUGGAGUAUGAGCUUUGCAACCCUAAAAGUGGCCUUAACUUUGUGUGCCAAUCGGAGGACAAAAACCUUUGGCAUGCUUACACCGUCAAUUCCGAAUAUAACAUUUCGACAUCUUCAUGGGUUCCGUGCAUUGAUAAUCUCUGGGAACGUUGCACCUGGUCUAUUGACAUAAGUAUACCUCGUACAGUCAAGGACAUAGAGGACCCAAAUGAGGAAGAACGGAGAACUUUAGAGGCUCAAAAGGAAACGCGAAAUGGAAAAGUUGGCUCCAUUGAUGACAAUGGCCGUAAUGAAGAGAAAGAGAGCGAAGACAAGAAUGAAGAUGAGCAUAGAAAUGAAAACGAAAAAAUUGAUAGCGACAAUGGUUACCACAAUGAUAACAAUGAUAACAAUAAUGAAGGUGGUGAUGAUGACGACAACGAUGAUGAUGACGAUGACGAUGAUGAUGACGAUACAGAAAAUUUCGAUUUAUUCGUUUGCACAGGAGAUUUUAACAAUUUGAAGGAAAUGCCCCACGGAUCGGAUCCAAGAAAAAAAGUGGUUUCUUGGUCCAUUUUCAAUCCCGUUUGUGCACACCAUGUUGGGUGGGCAGUCGGACCUUUCCAAAGCAAGGAGCUUUCUGAUUUUAACGAAGCAACUGCAGGUGUAACAGAACAAGAUGAAUCUUUGGGGGAGUUUGAAGAAAUUGAAAAGGAUGAGUCUACACUGUCGAUGAUGUUAUAUUUCUUGCCAGGAUAUGAAGAUUUAGUGACGAAUACCUGUGUUUUUGCUCACAAAGCGCUAGAUUUUUUUCUGAAAGAAUUUGGAUCCUAUCCAUUUGGAUCCUUCUGCAUCACCUUUGUGUCUGGUCCAGCUUAUCCAUAUCACAACUUUGCUGGAUUGUCUAUUAUGAGCGACAAAAAAUUGUAUCCAGCUGAUGUUAUCGAGCCUAUGUUCUCUGUUACUGAAGAAAUCUUGGAAUGCAUAGCUAGUCAAUGGUCUACUAUCAACAUUGUACCACAGGUGUUCAAUGAUAUAUGGUGCACAAUUGGUAUCGCAAAGUACAUGAGUUUCCAGUUUAUUAAAACGCUUGUGGGAUCCAAUGAAUUCAGGUACCAAAUCAAAACAAAAAUGGACCAAAUAGUUGAACAGGAUGUUAACAAGAAACCACUAGGAAUGCAAGCUUACAACUUUCCUAUCUCUGAGUCUGACCUUUCAUUUGUGCGUCUCAAGGCGCCAGUCAUACUAUUUAUCCUUGACAGAAGAAUGACGAAGACAGAUAAAUCAUUUGGUCUCUCAAGAGUGUUACCCAAAAUAUUCUUGCAGGCUAUGUCAGGCGAUCUACAGAAUGGUACGCUUUCAACUCAACAUUUUCAAUAUGUGUGUGAGAAAGUGAACAGAAAUCGCUUGGAAUCGUUUUUCAAACAAUGGGUUUACGGUAUAGGUACUCCAAUCUUCAAUAUUACCCAGAGAUUCAACAAGAAAAGGUCUAUGAUCGAGGUUACGAUUAGACAGACGCAACUGCAACAACCCAAAAAUGUACACCCUCAAGCAGAAACUUUCAUUGAGGACUCACUCACAUAUUUGAACGAUACACCAAUUUAUCCUGUUCAACAAACUUUUUUGGGCCCCAUGACAAUUCGUGUUCAUGAAGCGGACGGUACACCUUACGAACACAUCGUUGAUAUCAAGGAUAGUGUUGUAAAAUUUGACGUUCAAUACAACACAAAGUUCAGACGUCUCAAAAAGAACAAGGACGAAAAUAGUGAAAGCACCCCCAUUUUUGCCAAGUUGGGGGAUGUUCUUCAAAGCGAACAGGAAAUGCAAGAUUGGAACCUUGCAGAUUGGCCAAAACGAGACGAAGAGUUCCUCGAUCCAUUUGAAUGGAUUCGUGUUGAUACCGAUUUUGAAUGGAUUGCUAGAUUUAAUGUGAAACAACCUGACUACAUGUUCGGAGCUCAGUUACAGCAAGACCGUGAUAUUGAAGCCCAAAUUGCAGCAAUCGAAUAUUUUGGCUCUCAGGAGAAGCCUAAUACUAUUUACUGUACACUGUUGCUUAGAACCUUGAUGGACAGCAGAUACUUUUAUGGAGUAAGGAUCGCAGCUGCAAAAUCUCUUGCCAUCAUUUCUAAAUCUAAUAACAAUUUCGCUGGCCUUGGCUACUUGAUAAGAGCGUUCAAAGAGCUUUACUGCUUUGAGAAUAGUUCAGUGCCAUUCAGCAAUUCCUUUGAUGAUUUUGGUAAGCUCUUUUUGCAAAAGGCAAUCCCCAGAUUUUUAGGGCUGAUUAAGGAUGAUGAUGGAAACACACCGCAAAGUAUCAAGUCUUUGUUGUUUAAUGUUUUGAAGUAUAAUGAUAAUUCUAAUAAUGAGUUCCAGGACUGCUAUUAUGUGUCGGACCUCAUUUGGUCUUUGACCGAAGCUUUAAUUCCUGCCAAUUCAGAGCAGUUGAAUGUUGACUUUCAUUUGGAGAGGGAGAAAGCCGAAGCAUCGUACUCCAAAGAUGCAAAGUUCAUCCAAAAAGUUGUCGAGGAAUUUUCAAGGAUACAAAAAUUGGAUGGUUGGGUUCCAUCGUAUCAAUCAGUUGUCUCUUAUGCUUGCAUUGAACAAAAAAUUCGCUUAGCACGGACCAAUCUUAUUGAUAUUUCAUUGGAGGAUCUUUUAUUCUUGACUUUCAAGAAGUAUUCGCCCGACAUCAGAGCCUUAGCGUUCAAAGGUUUAUUUGUCUUAGGAGGUUUGAAAAAUGCCCAAAUUUUGAAGUACUUUAUGGAGGUUUACUUGCUUGAAGAUUCGACCAUGUACUUCAAAAGUCUCUUGAUAAAUGCACUUGUUCUGUCUAUAAGUGAAGCAGCAGUGAAUGGAACUCCCUCGAUGCUUGAUGACCCUGAAUUCAGAUCAUUGGAGAAAAUAUUUGAAAGUGGCGGGGGUAUAUCUAACCAAACUACAAAUAUGGUUGUUAUUGAAGAAUCGACACAUACAGCAGAAAUGGAUACUCGCCGAGACGUGUUGGCAAAAGCAACAAUUAAAGGAACAAUCGAAAUUCUUCGCAGAGAUUACUCUAUAGGGAAAGGACUUAUGAAAACGAUGUGGGAAUUACUUCAUACAUCUCUUAUCAGUAUACUUGACAGGAGGAAGGUUUUCCUCUUAUGUGAGAUUUUGUACGAGGAGAUCGAUUCGUUCCCAGUUAUUAUUUCAGUGCCAUGUGUUCCUUUUGAAGAGCUCAAGAAAAAGAUUGUGGCAAAACAUUUGGGUGAUGGAAAAGUAGUCAUUAAACGAGAGGGCAGAUUCAAGAUUCAGUUGAGUGCUAAGAUACUGUUGAACGACAACAAGAAAAUGAAUAAGAAAGAGCCUACCCGUCUUCCUCUGGCUAGAGUUUCCAAAACUGCAAGAUCACGAGUUGACCCGGAAGAGGAAAAACUGGAGGAGAAUUCGAAACUCAAACUAAGGUUAGCUCCUUCUGUGCUCUCUGAUACCUCUGUCCCAGCAUCUCUCUUACCUGAACCAAGUCGCAAAGAUAUUCCUUCGGAAGUUAAAAAUGACCCUGCAACGACCGCUCCUUCGGAGUCGCAUCUGGUUAAGAGAACGGGAGAAGACGAUAUGACAUUAACCUUCAAAUUCAAGAAACGAAAGUUGGAUCUGCCGGAGAUGACAUCGUCUAAUGUUGCCUCACUGAUAGUAACUAUCCACAAUUCACAAGUCAAAAUUCGUUUUCUGAACCCGAAAAAGUUAAGCACUCCCCAAACCUCGAACGAAAUGAGAUAUGUGAAAAUUUCAACCAAAACUGGCAGUGUCUCAUUAUCAGCUACACCCUUUGCCGAAUCACCAGAAACACGCAGUUCUACUACUCCAAGAAUCUCGAUGUCACCUAAGAAAAAAAUGAAUGGAAAAAUUACAGAACGCUCAAAUGGAAAUAAUGACAGAACCAUAUACAAGGAUGCUAAAUCUAAAAACGAGGCGAGAAAUUCGGAUGGAGGGAAUUUACUGGAACCUGCAGAGGUUGUUAGCACGGAAAAGGUACGCCUGAGUGAUGAUUCUGAAGUGGAAGUAAAAGUGAAAAAGGAAAAUUCUGAUUCAGCAAAAAGUGUUUCACGGUCUCUGUCAAAAGUUUCUUCUCGCUCCUCGCUGGAGGAAACACGAGAAUUUUCACGAGCUGCAAGUCCCUUCUCUGGUGAACAGUCUUCAGCUCCGAAACGUAAAAAGACAAAGAUCUACAUUCAUGGUCAUACAUCAGAAACACCAUCUCCCCCACAAUCAAGAGCAGCUACACCCGUUAAAACCGAGGAGUCCGCCGAUCUGGAAAAGCCUAAGUUGAAGUUGAAACUCACGUUGAAUUAA
Clavispora lusitaniae ATCC 42720 is the source of this 5097-nucleotide messenger RNA. RefSeq names its product Tsm1p (gene TSM1). Gene Ontology annotation, cellular component: transcription factor TFIID complex. Lineage: Eukaryota; Fungi; Ascomycota; Pichiomycetes; Serinales; Metschnikowiaceae. Gene Ontology annotation, biological process: transcription initiation at RNA polymerase II promoter. The record is from RefSeq and is a predicted model, not a curated record. Gene Ontology annotation, molecular function: transcription cis-regulatory region binding; chromatin binding; RNA polymerase II general transcription initiation factor activity.